AUGGCACCAACGAAAAGACCAAACUUCCUCAUCGUCGUCGCCGACGACCUCGGCUUCAGCGACACGGGACCCUACGGCAGCGAGAUCGCCACGCCGAUCCUGGACCGGCUGGCCGCCGAGGGCGUCAGCAUGACGGGCUUCCACACCGCCUCGGCCUGCUCGCCCACGCGGUCGAUGCUGCUGUCGGGCACCGACAACCACAUCGCCGGCCUGGGCCAGAUGGCCGAGUUCAUGCGCUUCAGACAGGACUACCACGGCCGCCCGGGCUACGAGGGAUACCUGAAUUUCCGCGUCGCCGCGCUGCCAGAGAUCCUGCAGGAUAACGGGUAUCUGACUCUCAUGUCGGGGAAAUGGCAUCUGGGCCUGACGAAAGAACAAAGCCCCUCAGCGCGAGGAUUCGACAAGUGUUUCGUCUACCUAGCCGGCUCAGGGAACCACUUCAACAACGAGCCCCAGCUGGACCGGGACGACUACGGGCACUCGGCCCUAGACGGGCGGAAGCUAUGGAUGCGGGACGACAAGUUCCUGGACCGGAAGAAGGACGUACCGCCGGACUUCUACUCGACCAAGUCGUACACGGACGGCAUGCUGGACUACCUGGAGAACCGGACCGCCGCGGAAAAGGAGAAGCCCUUCUUCGCCUACCUGCCGUACACGGCACCGCACUGGCCGCUGCAGGCGCCGCAGGAAGUCGUCGCCAAAUACAGAGAAGUCUACAGCGACGGGCCCGAAGCCCUGCGGCAGCGGCGGAUCAAAGCGCUCAUCGCGCGCGGGCUGGUCCCAAGGGACGUCGAGCCCGCGCCCAUGGUCGGCGACGUGCCGAAAGAAUGGGACGAGAUGAAUGCGGUUGAAAAAGUCGAGUCGGCGCGCAAGAUGGAGGUCUACGCCGCCAUGGUCGACCAGAUCGACGCGCACCUGGCGCGCGUGGUGGCGCACCUUGAGACGACCGGCGAGCUGGACGACACGUUCGUGCUGUUCAUGUCGGACAACGGCGCCGAGGGCAAGCUGAUGGAGGCUAUGCCCGUGUCGGCGGGUCUCCCGCUCGGCGAGAUCAUCGGCCGCUUCUACGACAAUUCGGUGGACAACAUCGGGAAUGCCGACUCGUUCGUCUGGUACGGCCCUCGCUGGGCGUCGGCGGCCACGGCGCCGAGUCGCGGGUGGAAGUCGUGGACGACCGAGGGAGGGAUCCGGUGUCCGUGUAUCGUGCGGUACCCCCCGUUCGCGCAGUCGUGCGGCACUGUGACGCAUGAGUUCACGACGGUCAUGGAUAUCCUGCCGACGAUCCUCGAGAUGGCCGGUGUCAAACACCCAGGGCCCCGGUUCCGCGGCCGCGACGUCGUGACGCCCCGGGGCCGCUCGUGGGUGCCGUUUCUCGACGGCCGCACGAAAAACGUGCACGAGAACGGCAUGCAGGACGUGACGGGGUGGGAGCUGUUCGGGCAGCGGGCGAUCCGCCGGGGCGACUGGAAGGCCGUGUUCACGCCCGGGCCCGACGAGUGGGAGCUGUUUGAUUUGUCCAAAGACCCGGGCGAGAUACGUGACCGGGCGAAGGAGGAGCCAAGGAUCUUGCGCGAGCUGAUGGUGGAGUGGGAGAGGUACUAUCAGGAGACGGGCAUGUAUGAUCCGGAUGUGGAGGAGAGCCGGGCGCAGGUGAAGGCUUCGCUUUGA
Messenger RNA from Anthostomella pinea, 1668 nucleotides. The record is from the annotation of a GenBank genome assembly. NCBI's taxonomy places the organism in Eukaryota, Fungi, Ascomycota, Sordariomycetes, Xylariales, Xylariaceae.